AUGACUCGUUCCUCUCAUUCAGGAGAAUUACAAUAUAUCCCUGAGAUUGAGAAAAUCGCAAGGCAACUAUGGAAAGAAACAAAGCAAAGAAAUAGCUCCUCGAGUUCUGAAGAGGUAAAUUCAACCUGUGAUCCAGUAAACGAGGAGGUUGUAAGUAAAAUGGCUGAACCAAAUAAUAGAACACUUAGGGAGUUAGCUGCACCGGAUCUAAACCAACAACCUCUAUGCAUAACAAUACCAAAUCUUGAGGUUGAUUUUGCUUUAAAAUCUGGUUUAAUCCAUUUACUCCCUAUUUUUCGAGGUUUGGCUGGUGAAGACCCACAUAAACACUUGAAAGAGUUUCAAGUAGUUUGUGCAGGGCUGUUACCUACAGAUAGAAGUAUGGUAGAUGCAGCUGGUGGUGGUUCUUUGGCUGACAAGACACCCACGGAUGCUAGACAAUUAAUAUCAACCAUGGCAGAAAAUUCUCAACAAUAUGGGACACGUGUGGAUGGAUCUAUUCGUAGAGUUAACGAGGUAAGUACUUCUCAACUUGAAAAUAAAAUUUCAGAUUUGACUACUCUUGUGCGUCAAAUGGCUGUAGGACAAAUGCAAUCUACAGGAGCAUGUGGAAUAUGUUCAUUUGUUGGGCAUCCCAUAGACAUGUGCCCAACAUUGCAAAAUCCAAAUCAAGAGUUGAAUGCAAUUGGUGGAUUUCCUGGUCAACCCAACCGAAAAUAUGAUCCCUUUUCAAACCAGUAUAAUCCCGGAUGGAGAGAUCAUCCAAACUUGAGCUAUGGGAAUCAAGGAGCGCAACCAAGGUUUCAAAAUCAGAAUUUUAGACAAUUCCAAACACCUCAGCAAUCUCAACCCCAAGCUUCAAAUUCAGGUAUGUCUUUAGAUGAAAUUGUUAAAGCACUUGCUAAUAACACUCAACAGUUUCAACGAGAAACAAGGGCAAGUAUUCAACAAUUGGGCAAUCAAAUUUCCCAAUUAGCCACAUCUGUUAGCAAGUUAGAAGCCCAAGCUUCGGGGAAAACUACCAUCACAAACGGAGUGGAAGAGGAAAAAGAGGAAAAAUCAAAGGAGGAAAGUGAGUCUACGGCUAAUGAAAAAUCCAAGGUAAGUUCUGAAUCUUCUUUUGGUCAAUAUGAUUCAUCUCUACCCCCUUUUCCUUCAAGGUUAGCAAAAUCAAAAGAAGAAGAAGAACAUGAAAAUCAGAUUUUGGAAACCUUUAGAAAGGUAGAAAUCAACAUCCCCUUACUAGAAGCCAUAAAGCAAAUUCCUAAGUAUGCAAAGUUUCUAAAGGAACUUUGUACCAAUAAGAGGAAGUUGAAGAGUAAGGAGACCAUCAUAUUGGCUGAUCAAGAAGAUGCCAGACCAGUAAGGGAGCCACAGAGAAGACUCAACCCAACAUUGAAGGAUGUGGUAUUUAAAGAAAUUCUUAAACUUUUGGAUGCAGGUAUAAUUUACCCGAUUUCUGAUAGUGAAUGGGUAAGUCCAGUGCAUGUGGUUCCAAAGAAAACUGGUAUAACGGUGGUAAGAAAUCAAAAGAAUGAAUUGGUACCCAUGAGAGUACAAAAUGGUUGGAGAAUGUGCAUAGAUUUUAGAAAACUGAACUUAGCUACAAGAAAGGAUCAUUUUCCUUUACCUUUUGUUGAUCAAAUGUUAGAAAGGUUAGCUGGAAAAUCUUGUUUUUGCUUUUUGGAUGGAUUUUCAGGUUACUAUCAGAUAGCCAUUGCUCAAGAAGACCAAGAAAAAACUACUUUUACUUGCCCAUUUGGAACAUUUGCGUUCAGGCGGAUGCCGUUUGGCUUAUGUAAUGCACCAGGAACAUUCCAAAGGUGCAUGAUGAGUAUUUUUUCUGAAUUUAUUGAGAGUUGCAUAGAAGUGUUUAUGGAUGACUUUACUGUUUAUGGUGAUUCCUUUGAAGUGUGUUUAAAUAAUUUGUCUAAAGUUUUAAAAAGAUGUAUUGAUGCGAAUUUAGUUCUGAAUUAUGAAAAAUGUCAUUUUAUGGUUAGUCAAGGAAUUGUGUUAGGGCAUGUAAUUUUAGCUAAGGGGAUAGAAGUUGAUAAAGCUAAAGUAGAUUUGAUUGUGAACUUACCCUACCCUACUAAUGUUAGGGAAGUUCGUUCUUUUCUUGGACAUGCAGGAUUUUAUCGCAGGUUUAUUAAGGAUUUCUCAAGGAUUGCUGUCCUCUUGUCUAAACUAUUGCAAAAGGAUGUUACUUUUGAGUUCGGAAAGGAAUGUCAAGAAGCUUUUGACAAGCUUAAGGCACUGCUGACAAGUGCUCCUGUUAUUCAACCUCCAAACUGGGAACUCCCCUUUGAGAUUAUGUGCGAUGCCAGCAACUAUGCAGUUGGAGCUGUUUUGGGCCAAAGAGUUGGGAAGCAAAGUCAUGUCAUAUACUAUGCUUCGAGAACAUUGAAUGCUGCACAAUGCAGUUACUCCACAACUGAAAAAGAACUUUUAGCUGUUAUUUUUGCUUUAGAUAAAUUUAGAUCUUAUUUGCUUGGUUCUAAAGUCAUAGUUUUUUCUGACCAUGCGGCAUUGAAGUAUCUUUUGGGAAAAAAAGAAUCUAAGCCCAGGCUGAUAAGAUGGGUUUUAUUACUUCAGGAGUUUGAUUUGACAAUAAAGGAUCGAAAGGGAGCUGAAAAUCCGGUAGCGGAUCAUCUAAGUAGAUUGGUAAGAGAUGAGGAUAUGCUUCCUAUUUCUGAAAAUUUUCCUGAUGAGCAAUUAUUCCAGUUGUCAGGUAUGGUUCCUUGGUAUGCUGAUCUUGUUAAUUACUUAGUGACUGGAGUUUUACCUGGUUACAUUAGUAAGUCUAGGAAAGAAAAAAUAAGAAGUGAAGCUAAAUAUUAUGUUUGGGAUGAACCAUAUCUGUGGAAGUUUUGUGCUGACCAAGUAAUAAGACGAUGUGUGCCUGAAAAUGAAACCAAUGGGCAAGCUGAAGUGUCCAACAGAGAGGUAAAAUCCAUUUUGGAAAAGACUGUGAACACAGGUAGAAAAGAUUGGAGCUUACGCUUAGAUGAUGCGCUAUGGGCUUAUCGGACAGCUUACAAAACUCCGAUUGGGAUGUCCCCUUAUCGGUUGGUUUUUGGAAAAGCUUGUCAUUUGCCAGUAGAAAUUGCACAUAAAGCCUAUUGGGCAGUACAACGUUGUAAUAUGGGAAUGAAGAAAACUGGUGAAGAAAGGAAAUUGCAGUUACAGGAAUUAGAAGAGUUGAGGUUAGAUGCUUACGAAAAUUCUAGAAUAUACAAGGAGAAAACAAAGAUGUUCCAUGACAACAUGAUUUUGAGAAAGAAUUUUGAGGUAGGCCAAAAGGUUUUAUUAUACAACUCUCGUUUGAAGCUUAUGCCUGGUAAGUUACGUACUCGUUGGAUUGGACCUUUUGUUAUUUUUAAUAUUUUUCCUUAUGGUGCAGUAGAGAUUAAAAGCAUUGAUACAGGAAAACUUUUUAAAGUUAAUGGUCACAGGUUGAAACCAUUUCAUGAGGGAAUGGCAGUUUUGAGUUUGGAAGAUGUUGAUUUAGCCCUUCCGGAGUACUUUAAUUGA
Molecule: messenger RNA, 3534 nt
Organism: Ipomoea nil (Japanese morning glory)
Lineage: Eukaryota; Viridiplantae; Streptophyta; Magnoliopsida; Solanales; Convolvulaceae
Exons: 6
Coding region: 1-3534 (1177 amino acids)
Molecular function (GO): nucleic acid binding
Source: RefSeq, a predicted model, not a curated record